Dreissena polymorpha is the source of this 3722-nucleotide messenger RNA. RefSeq lists its product as uncharacterized. The transcript has 3 exons. NCBI's taxonomy places the organism in Eukaryota, Metazoa, Mollusca, Bivalvia, Myida, Dreissenidae. Bases 1041 to 1871 code for a protein of 276 amino acids. The record is from RefSeq and is a predicted model, not a curated record.
AACAUAUAUAUGAAAACUGUUGUGUGCAAACAAAAGUAGCAUAUUCAGUGGCAUUACAGAUGUUGACUGAAUAUUAAGUAAAAACUUUAGAUAAAUGUUGUAUUGAAGCAUAUUAUUGACUUCACACCACUAUUGCUAUCAUAUUCUGGAGUUUAAGCGAUUACCUGAUUGUUUCAUUUAGUCAGUUCAUAGUACAUAUCACAAAAUGGCAACAGGAUCAGUUCAUAAAAGUUCAGACUUGGUGAAGAACUAUGAUUGUGGUGCAUGCGAAGAGAAACAUUUUGAAGAAAGUUCUUUUGUAACACAUGCUUAAAGCUGUUUUGUAGCAAAUGAAUUAACUUGCAUAACCAGUUGUAUGAAAAACAUUCCCCAUUUGGAAGAGGAGAUAUGAAGAAUUGGCCUCUCAGUAAGAAAACAGAGGAUUUUCUACAGAUUUGUCAGGUCCACAAAGAUGAGAAACAAAACAUGUUUUGUCAGAACCACAGUCAGCUGUGCUGCACUAAUAGUGUACUACUUAGUCACAGACAGUGUAAGGCGGUGACACUUUUAUAAGAGACAAGUAAACGUUUCUCAACAGAUUUGCAGCAGUUUGCAGAUGAGAUUGAAACUGCUUUUGAAGAACUGAAACAACUUCAAAGUACUAGAGAGAGCAAUAUUAUCUUUGUGGAUUAUGCAUUAAUUGAACAACUUCAAAACAUCAGAAAUUCAACGCUUCUUUAGAUGAAUUAGAAACUAUUACUACAAAAGAACUUGAAGACGCAAGGAUUGCACUGAAAGCCACCAUCAAGAAAGACGUAGACAACUGCAACAAACUAAAAAAUGAACUGAAACAAUUAAGUGAAGCUGUUCAGGAUCUUGAUGAUAAGACGAAUACAGAGGGGCUCUCGUUUAUAGCUGGCAGGAAAUGUCUGGACAAAAUUCAGGAGUCAGAAAAAUAUCUUAAGGGGAACUGUGUUAACAUUGAACGUUCAAUAAUUGUUCUGGCAAACACUGACAUUGAAAAGUUCUUAGGGAAACAGUGGGGUCUGUGGAAGAUUGUAAUGGGAAGGCAGUCAAUGGCAUUUCAAUUGAAUCCAGACAAGGUGAUCACUUUGAAAGAGAAUUCAGAGCAUGAUACGCGCAUAUCAAGUGACUUUAGUCAGACUUGCAAGAUCACAGGCAUCUGUAGUCUCCCUAGUGGCCAGAUUGUUAUUGCAGAUCAAUUGACUAAGAGAGUGAAGCUGUUAGACCAACAGUACAAUGUAGUCAGCCACUGCACUGUGUCUGGUUCUCUAUGGGACAUAUGUCAUAUUACAUGCAAUGAAGUGGCAGUCACUGUGAGAGACGAUCAGACAAGCAGUGUCCAGUUUAUUUCUGUAAGCAAUUGGAAGCUUGUGAACAAAAGGAAGUUUCCAUUACAGCAUGAUGUUCUUGGUAUUUCACAUCACCAAGGAGUAUUGUAUGUCAGCUCACGGACUGCUCUGUACCACUACAGACUGAAUGGGACACUUGUGAAAAAGAUCUACGAGGACGUAUCAGGUGCUGACACAGUGUGGAAGUGUGUUCUGAGUUCAAUUGCUGACAGGAUCUAUAUCAUAAACAGCGACCAUCACAGGCUGCUCACACUGUCCCCAAAUAGGACCCUGUUAUUCACCUUCAUUGAUCCUCAACUACAAUAUCCAUGGUGUGACCAUGUUACAACUGCAGGAGGAGUGUUGGUCUGUGGGCUCACUUCCCAAACCAUCAUACAAGUGGACAGAGAAGGAAGAAGAAAACUAGAUACACUUGCCACUGAGACUGAUGUUGAGAGCUAUCCAAUAUCAGUCUGCUACAAUAUUAACAAGAAUAUAACCAUCGUUGGAAUGUUUAAUAUAAGCGAAAUACUUGUGUGAAAAGUGAAAUAUUAAAUUUUUAGAACAUUUAUAGUAAUGGCAUUUUAGAUGCAAUGUACAUUGUAAUGGUCUGUUGAUAAUGCAGUCAAACUUGAUGAUAUCAUGAAGAUAACCUUAACUAAUGUGCAACAUAUACGUAAUGUGUAAAACUUGUCCUAUGUUAAGUAUAUUCUACAAAAUAAUUCCUGAUAUGUUGAUUAUUUAAUACUAAAUGAUAGUUUUAAAAUUCUUCCUACAGCAUUGAUAAAAUAACUAAAAUGAUAAUCACAAUAUGUUUUAAAAGUUUUUUAAUAAAUUUAUCACGUUUUUUUUAUUCAAAAAUAAGCUAAUUAAAUAGAUUUUGUUUUCAUUUAUAACUUGUGAAUACAUAAAUACUGGGUGUUCCCCCUCUUAAAUGUACCUGUCAAUUAAGUUUGAAUGGUUUAUGUUCUAAAUAUACAUAAUUGUUAACAUCAAAAAUAUAUGGAAUCAUGACCUUUCAUUCAAAUUAAUGCAUUACCUGGUCAUAUGCGAUUGCUCUUAACAAUUAUUAUAAAGUCUUACUCAAAUAAGAAUCAUACAAAUAAUUUUACAAAUAAAUUGCCCUAAACGUCACAAUACUCAUAACACGAUUGUUAAAGUUAUAGUAGACCAAGUUUAUCAUCAUUCUAGUAGACUUUGUAAAAUGUGAAAAGUACGUCACUUGAAGUUUCAUUAUUUUAUAUUCAAUUAUUGUCUAUUUUAAAAUAAGAACGCUACCGAACUUUUUAAACGUUCAAAUUACCAGAGAUAUCCCUCAUUUGACAUUUACUAAUUCUUACAAUGUUUACAUUAAUUGAAUGUUGAUCAAAUUAUUUUAAAAUAGCAUGAAGGGUGAAGAGAAACAAGAAAACUUCGAGCCAUCUGAGCUUUGAGAAAAACAAGUUCAAAUAUAAUGUGUUUACAUGUACUUACAUUAGUAAGCAACAGAUUUGCAUCUCCAGUGGAAGAGUCUUAAUACUGCCUUAACUCGUAACUACUUUCUACAUAUGAAUAUUUAGAACCAAAUAUUUAAUAAAUACGUUGGGUCAAAAAAGGAGAGGCGUGUGAACAAUUUACAGGUGGCAUUCAUUGCAAUCUACGUGUAACUGUGUCGCAUGGUAUUAAGAACGUUGUCAAUUAAAAUGAAAUACAAAUGCAAACAAAUUAAAAGUAAGAAACAGGGCAGCUUACUUUAAAUGGUUGUGAACUCUCUGUAGUAAAGUUGUGUGCAUAAUCAUCAUAAAACUUGUGCAGAACCUUUCUUUUUUGAUGAUAACUGGACAAAGUUUGAAAAUGGUGUCGGUCCAUUGAAAAUAAUAACCGCCAAGGACGGUGUAGUUAUCCUUCUAUGGCUAUAGAAGUGAAACUUUGUGAACACUUGUAGUCACAAUUUUAGCCAUAUCUGAAUUGAAUUUGUUCACAAUAGUCAAGUUUAAAAAUCUUUACAGUGGAUUCAAAAAUGGCCUACAAGGGGAGGGUUGGGCAUUUUUUACUUAUACAACUUCGAUAAAACACAGUGAACACUUUAAAAAUCACGUUUUUGUCAGAUCUUUAUAGAGCUUGUUCAGAACAUGUGUUCAAAAUGUUCCUAUUCUAGUAUUUCUAGUAUUUCGAAAACAAUAUGGCUGCAACGGGAUUCGUUUUAAACUUAGCAAAUGUGCAAGCUUUGUACACAUGUUGAUGCAGCUUUGUUAUCACGCGAGUACAACUUAUUAAGUAAUAACUAAAUUGUGUGUUGUUGAAGCUGUUGUGUUUUAUGAUAAUUAUGAUUAUAAUAAUGAUGAGGAUGAUGAUGAGGAGGAUAAUGAUGAUGAUUAUGGAGUCAGAAAAAUAAAUAACAACCCAAGUUUC